CGGACACGCCGCCAUGGCCUCCGGACUAUCCGACAUAGAAAAAUCUUUGCUGAUCGGGAGAUGGCAGCUUCCAGAAUCGGCCGCAGACGACUCGCCUGUUACGACACUCGCCAAGAACGUUGUCGACGGCGCCUUUCGCCCCGCUCUCACCUCCCCUCUCGCCCAGGCCACCUUCAAGGCUCAGUCAGAAGACCUCUCCGAGGAGCCUCUGUCGGCGCUUGUCGAUUGGACACCACCGUCCGGGUUGAGCGAGCAAGACGCUGAAUGUGCUCGGCUCGCACUGGCCGUGGCCUGUGCGCGCGCUUUCGUCCAGCCCAACUGGACAGGGCCGGAUCUCGACGUAACACCCAAGGACAUUAUAGUUACGGACUCGUCAAAACCCAUCGACGAAGAGGCGCUGAACAGCAAAGCAGUCGCCGAGCUCGCAUCAGGCGGUGAACCCGCCUACCACCUCGCACAACACCCCCUGUUCCUCCGCCUCGCGCAAAUCCUCCUCAGCCGGCCCUUUGAACAUUGCCUUUCGGCGGCAUGGUGGAGACUGCGGGUCACGAUCAUCCACCAGCAGCUCCUCGACGAGCCUGUCGCCGUCUCGCCGGACCUGCUCUCGUCGCUGGAGCCGCUCUUCACGGCCGUCGCGGGCGAGCCCGAGCUCGAGGGCAGGUUGUUGCUGGAGCAGGGCGUCUUGGAGCAUAUAUAUGGUCAUGACAAGCUCGCGGCCGAUUUCUUCGUGCGCGCUGCCCGUGCCACGGGCUUGCGGUACGAGCUUACAGGUGCUCUGGGCAAGCGGACAAAGUUCCAGGUGGCGGAUCUGAGCCAGCUUGUUCUUCUCGCGGAAAGCACGCUAAAAGACAAAUCCGCGGAAGGAGAAGAAGAUGCGAAGAAAGACAAAGACGCGUCAACGGACUCAAAUUCAAAUUCUGGUGAUUCUGCUACUGCCACUACCGCUGUACCAGACCAGCAAAAUGGCGGAGGCCCGGUCAUCCCAGAGACGCUCGCGCUGAACGACGACACCCUCCUCGAAAAAACCGAGUUCACAUCCUCAGCGCCAAACAGCAGCGACAGCGCCGCCGGCGGGCCCUCGCCGCUCGCGCACCUCGACCCGGGCGCCCAGCCGGCGCUGCACCCGCUCGACCAGUGCAUCUUCCUCGCGAUGUGCCUCAACGUGCGCAACCAGUCGCCCUCGCACGGGCUCACGUCCGAGCAGAUGUCGCCGUACGUGCAGCGCGUGCUCGCGCACCCGCGCAACUGGUCCGUGCACACGAUGGCGCUGCUCCUGCGCGCGCGCCUCGAGAGCACGCGCACGCGCACGGUCGAGCGCGCGACGCUGCAGCUGCAGGCGCUCGUUGAGCAGAUGCCGAGCGCGGACGCGCCGCUCGGCGAGCGGCUGGGGUAUGUGCAUGAUAUUUCGCUGCCGAGCAGGUGGGAGAUGGAGCGCGAGCUUGCGGGAAGGUUUUUGUCGCUGGGCGUUGUCAAGUCCGCGCUGGAGAUUUUUGAGCGGCUCGAGAUGUGGGAGGAGGUGGUCAAGUGCUGGCAGGCGAUGGAGCGGCGGGACAAGGGCAUCGCGAUCGUCCGUGAUCUGCUCGAGGGGCGCAAGACGGAGGCGGAGCUGGUCACGGCGCGGGGGAAGACGCAGGUGUCGGCGGGGCGCAGGAGCAAGAUGGACGCGGCGCGGGAGGCACAGCUGUGGUGUCUCCUCGGGGAGCUCGAGCCGGACAACGCGGUCGCGCACUACGAGCACGCGUGGGCGCUGUCCAAGGGGACUUCGGGCCGUGCGAUGCGCUCGCUUGGCGGAUAUUAUUUCGCGAGGCAGGAGUACGCGAAGGCGGUCCCGUGUCUCGAGCGUGCGGUCAAGAUCAACCCUCUCCUCUCCCGCUCGUGGUUCACGCUCGGGUGCGCGUACAUACGGCUGGAAAAAUGGGAAGGCGGGAGAGACGCGUUCAGCCGCUGCGUCACGAUCGACGAUGAGGACGCCGAGAGCUGGAAUAACCUCGCGAGCAUGUACCUCCGCCUCGACGAGUCUGGGAAAAAGGCGGCGAUCGCCGAGGACGAAGAAGCGGCUGACUCUGAUGCCGAGAUCCCCGAUGCGGAUGCGGAUGCACCCAAGGCGGUCCCAUUUUCAAAUAAGACGCUCGCGUUCCAGGCGCUCAAGCGCGGGCUCAAAUACAAGUACGACUCGUGGCGGAUGUGGACCAACUACAUGGUCGUCGCGAUGGACGUCGGCGAGCUCGCCGAGGCGUGCCGCGCGCAGGGGCGCAUCGUCGAGCUCCGCGCUGCCAAGGACGGCGCCGCCUGCGUCGACGCGGACGUGCUCGAGCGCCUCGUCGACGCCGUUACGCGCGCGCCGCCCGACCCGGACGACGCGACCGAGGGCGGGGGCGCCGGCACCGACGCCGCGCGCAGAGCCGUGCGCAACCCGAACGAGGGACACGGUCUGCACCGCCGCGUCGCGGACCUGCUCGAGCGCACGAUCCUCCCGCGCGUGGCGUCGCCGCGCGUGUUCCGCGCGCACGCGCGGCUGCUGACGUGGCAGGCGCGCUGGGAGGACGCGGUGAAGGCGUAUCUGGACGCGUACCGCGGGGGCGCGGCGGGCGCGUUCGAGAGGGGCGAGACGGACGUGGGCCGGUGGCGCGAGGCGCUCGCGGAGGUGGAGGACGUUGUGGAUGUGCUCCGGAAUUUUGGCGCGCGGGUCGAGGGGUACAAGUGGUGGGUGCAGGCGCGGAGCAUCGUCCGGACGUUUAUGGGCCGGUCCAAGGACUUUGAGGACGAGCCGGAGUGGGUGCGGUUGACCGCGUUGCAGGAGGAUUUGCGUGAGGCGCAGGAUUAACCCGGGCCGUUGUGUGGAUGCAACGAUCAGGAUUAGCCGGGGCUACUGUUGUCGGUGGUGUUCGGACAUGAAAAGCUGGCGCGUGUGUAACACUGAUAUAUCAUGCUGGUGUAUAGAUCAUAAAAAAUGGGGCGAAUGAUGAAAUCGGAUUAAG
Messenger RNA from Coniophora puteana RWD-64-598 SS2, 2978 nucleotides. Its product is annotated as tetratricopeptide repeat domain 27. The coding region runs from base 14 to 2824 and encodes 936 amino acids. Gene Ontology annotation, molecular function: protein binding. The transcript has 2 exons. The record is from RefSeq and is a predicted model, not a curated record. NCBI's taxonomy places the organism in Eukaryota, Fungi, Basidiomycota, Agaricomycetes, Boletales, Coniophoraceae.